UUCUGGGAUCUUUUAUUUCAGCUCAUGAAACAUGGGCCCAACACUUUACAUGUUGCAUUUAUAUUUUCGUUCGGUAUAUAAUUUAUAUUCUCUCUUACACUGCAACUAUAGCCCAGAAUUUUGCCUGGUCAGGUCAUGUGGUAUUGAUCAAAGAACAUGAUGUGAUCUUUUCUGACUUCUAGUUACUGAAUGUUCACUCUCCUACAGAAACACUCUAAUCAUAGUGUAACCAUUUAAUGUAGCUAACCAAAACACAUUAGGCUUGUGUCCAAAAAGCCACUCAAAGUAAGCUAACAGCAGCUCUGAAGGAAAACAGCCACAAUGCACCCGGAUCCAAACACCUUCCUAAGAACACUUUAACUAUUCUUGAAUCAAAUCCAAUUUGACAAAAUCGCACGACAGAAUUCUACGGAACCAGUCAUUGAGGUAAAGUUUGCAAUAGGCGUUUUGAUGUUAAGAUAAUGUUGACACAACCGUAAACUCCCCCAAAUCAAACACUAUCGGUCACUGCCACCUCCCAAGCACUGAGCCAACAGUCGCUUUUGUAAGUUCCUUGAUUCAAACAUCAGUCAACAUUAAUACAUGAGCAGAAUAUAAAGCAGACUUCAAUUCCACUCGGUCUGUACCUUCACCUCUCCUCCUGUCCGGUCGCCGAAACGUUGCCUUGGAGUUUUUGCCCUAACUUUAUCAUCACCAGUAGCAGUCAUGUCCCAACUCGAGACAGCGAUGGCCAUCCUCCUGAAGACCUUUGACAAGUACUCCGGAGCCGAGGGCAACAAGGACACGCUGAGCAAGGCUGAGCUCAAGACCAUGAUAGAAAAGGAGCUGCCUUCUCUCCUGAAGGCCUCUAAGAACCCUGAGGACUGUGACAAGCUGAUGAAGGCUUUGGACCAUAAUGGAGACUCUGAGGUGGACUUCAAUGAGUUCAUAGUCCUGGUCUCUGCUCUCACCUGCGCCUGCCACAACCGCUGCCCCAAGAAAUGAGCUCCUCAUGCAGAAUUGUGGUCGAGUCACGCCCGGCUGCAAGUAGCAAGUGCCUCCCGCCAGACCAGAGUUCCCCCAAUCUCCCUGUUUCUGUUUAUAAUCAGUUAAUAAUCAUUUUCUUACUAAAUGCAUCUUUAUCCAUUUGUGUGGUGGUCUUGUCUUCCAACUGUGGCUGAAAAUGUAAGUAAUCCCUGUCCCAGUUACCUGGGAGCAUUUAAAACAGUGACUGUCGAGUAGGCCUAUAUUUACUCACUUUUACAAAAUACAUUUAUUUUAUCUUUUCAGUCUUGUUUUCGUUAUUUUGUGCACCACUUAAAUAACAAGUCAUCAUAUACAAUAAUUUAGAGGUGUUUACAUUACUUUAAAAUGUAUUUUUUUGAUUUUUUAUAUCUGAGUCACCUCAGACACUUUAUACACGGUCGGCUGUUAAGUAGGGCAAACUACAAAUAAAGGCAGGAGUUUUGGCAUAUAAGCUAUUCAUGGCCAUCUUGUGGCCACAGGUGACCGGUGAAUGGCAGGCAGCAAAGAUUAUUUUGGCCUCUGGUGCAACAGGUAUGUUUAAAACUGAAUUAAAUUAGUGGCACUCUGCUCAGCCCAUGAGAUGAGAGACAUUAUAGAGACAAUAUUUCUGCAGAACGACAAUCUUUUACAUGAAUUGAACAUGCAGCCAGAGGCUUUAAACCGAAUUGAACUUUUCAACCACAUUAAAGAAGAUAGAAGAACAUAGUAUUCAGUUGAAAACUAUCCGUUCAGAUCCAAUGCCUAUUUUUAGCGUGUGUAGGUGUUAACAUGCAUGUUACACCUUGAAACAAACCACUUAGGAAGUGAACUUUUAUCAAACCACAAUGGUAUCAUAUCAUAUCUCCUACACAGCAUGUGAACCAAUAUUACACCUCAGAGAUAUUUCCUUGCAUAUUUCCUUUAUAAAUGUGAACAUGAAAAGCUGCAUGCAUAUACGUGAUGUAACAAACGUGUACUUUACAUUGUUGUACACUAUUUUGUUGAUGCUGUAACUAUAAAUAUAGGAUCUAUUCAAGACUGGCAUGUGCUGUCUACAUACCCCUUA
Messenger RNA from Salvelinus namaycush (lake trout), 2050 nucleotides. RefSeq names its product protein S100-P-like. Gene Ontology annotation, cellular component: extracellular exosome; cytoplasm. NCBI's taxonomy places the organism in Eukaryota, Metazoa, Chordata, Actinopteri, Salmoniformes, Salmonidae. The transcript has 2 exons. The record is from RefSeq and is a predicted model, not a curated record. Gene Ontology annotation, biological process: endothelial cell migration. Gene Ontology annotation, molecular function: transition metal ion binding; calcium ion binding. The coding region runs from base 706 to 984 and encodes 92 amino acids.